AUGAUUACCUAUUUUAUCCUAUCUGUUAUUGGCCUUCUAUCGAUAGUUUUUUUUAGUGAAGCAUCAAUGUUUGCAUUAUUUACAAUAUUAUAUCCAUUUCUUUAUUUGUUCGAUCUGUAUGCCCGUCAUCAAAGGCGUAAAUUAGCACAGCCAUGGCCUGCGAAAGAUAAAGUUAUUUUAAUAACUGGUGCCUCAGGCGGAAUAGGCCGAUCAUUAGCACACGUAUUCGCGAAACAAGGAUCAAAUUUAGUUUUAUGCGCUCGAAGAGAAGAAUAUUUAACUAAUGUGGCUAAUGAAUGUCGAGAAUAUGGAGCAACUAAAGUGAUAACUGUUAAAUGCGAUAUCACUAAUGAAAAUGAAGUUUCAAAUUUAAUCAAAGCUACAGAAGAUUCAUUUAAUAAAUUGGAUUGCUUAAUUUUAAAUGCAGGAGUAUCUAUGGGUGAACCAUUUGAAAGUAUCUCCGAUUAUAAAAUCAUUAAAGACAUAAUGGACGUUAAUUACUUUGGAUCAACGAAUGUCGCGUAUCAAGCUUUAAAACUUUUAAAAAAUAAUAAAGGUAGUAGAAUUGUGGUGGUUGAUUCAUUGUUGGGAUUUAUUUCCGCUCCGCUGAGGACUGGAUAUUGUGGCUCGAAAUUUGCUCUUAAAGGAUUUUUUGAAAGUUUACAACUUGAAGUUUGGGAAUAUGAAAUGUUUGUUGGUACUGUCGUUACUAACAUAAAUGACGCUCGACUAGGUAAAAAUUCAAAACCAUUAAAUAUGAAGGGCGCGAUGUCGGCUGAUGAAUGUGCAAAUAUAAUUUAUAAAGGUGUUUGCAGAGGUGAUAAAGAAAUUGUAUUUACUACCGAAGGAAAAAUUGGAAGAUUGAUGGAGGGUGUUUUCCCGGAUGCAUGGUCUUAUUUAACAAAAAAAUUUGCCCGGAAAGCAAUCGCUGGUGAUGAUUCUUGA
Messenger RNA from Dentiscutata erythropus, 945 nucleotides. The record is from the annotation of a GenBank genome assembly. Lineage: Eukaryota; Fungi; Glomeromycota; Glomeromycetes; Diversisporales; Gigasporaceae.